Messenger RNA from Scophthalmus maximus (turbot), 5414 nucleotides. It is a transcript of the gene naa25, whose product is annotated as N-alpha-acetyltransferase 25, NatB auxiliary subunit. Gene Ontology annotation, molecular function: protein binding; protein-N-terminal amino-acid acetyltransferase activity. Bases 78 to 2993 code for a protein of 971 amino acids. The record is from RefSeq and is a predicted model, not a curated record. Gene Ontology annotation, cellular component: cytoplasm; NatB complex. Lineage: Eukaryota; Metazoa; Chordata; Actinopteri; Pleuronectiformes; Scophthalmidae. Gene Ontology annotation, biological process: N-terminal peptidyl-methionine acetylation. The transcript is spliced from 24 exons.
GACAAAUCCUUUAAUCGCUCCUGGAGGCAGCUCGCAGUGCGCAUGUGUGAACAUCUACCCAGCAGGUAAACUCCACCAUGGCGGCGAGAGGCCAUGUGCAGGAUCCCAACGACAGGAGACUCAGACCUAUAUACGAUUACCUUGAUAAUGGCAACAAUAAAAUGGCCAUACAGCAGGCGGAUAAACUGCUGAAGAAACAUAAGGACCUGCACUGUGCCAAGGUCCUGAAGGCUAUUGGCCUUCAGAGGACCGGAAAGCAGGAUGAAGCUUUCACUCUGGCCCAGGAGGUGGCCACCCUAGAGCCCACAGAUGACAACUCACUACAAGCUCUGACUAUACUAUACAGAGAGAUGCAUCGUCCUGAGUUGGUCACCAAGUUGUACGAAGCUGCAGUGAAGAAGGUCCCCCUCAGUGAGGAGUAUCACUCUCACCUCUUCAUGGCGUACGCUCGUGUUGGGGAGUACAAGAAGAUGCAGCAGGCAGGAAUGGCCUUGUAUAAAAUUGUCCCCAAGAAUCCCUACUACUUCUGGUCUGUCAUGAGUCUGGUGAUGCAGGCCAUCUCCGCACAAGAUGAAAAACUGGCUCAAACCAUGUUCCUGCCUCUGGCAGAGCGCAUGGUGGAGAAAAUGGUAAAAGAGGAGAAGAUUGAAGCAGAAGCAGAGGUGCAACUGUAUUUUAUGAUCCUGGAGCGCUUGGGGAAGUGUGUGGAGGCUCUCGAGGUGAUCAGGGGCCCACUUGGGGAGAAGCUGACCAGUGAGCUGCAGAGCAGAGAAAACAAGUGCAUGAUGCUGUACCAGCGACUACAACAGUGGCCAGAGUGCAACGCCCUGGCCCACAAGCUGCUACUCAAAAAUCCUGAUGAUUGGCAGUUCUAUCCCUCCUACUUUGACUCUCUCUUCCACCUCAUUGAUCAGUCUUGGAUUCAACCAGAAGAAGGCGAUCACUGUCCGGAGGGAGAGGUACAUCACACUGUGGCUGAAGUGGUGAGGUUCGUGGAAGAGCGAAUCAAGGGGGAGGACGGCAAAGAGUCUCAUUCACUCAGAGGGCCGUACUUAGCUCGGCUUGAGUUAAUGCACAGACUGAGAAAGAGGGGCUGUGCAGAGGAGAGACUGCUGGGUGAUCCUUUCGAGCUAAUGGUGCAGUUCUUUGGGAAGUUUGGAGACAAACCCUGCUGCAUCACUGACCUAAAGAUAUACCUCCACCUACUCCCUGCUGAGCAGCACGUUCAGUUCAUCAACCGUCUGAGCAAAGCAGUUCCUCUCAGGGAACAGGGAGAGGAGGGCUUCUCUUUUCCAGAGGAUACCAAAGCGCUACAGAGGCAUCUGUGUCUGUGUCAGCUGAGUCGAGCACUUGGGCUGAAUCACAGCCUCGACGUGGACGGAAAACUUCGGCUCAUCACGGAGCUCAAGGCUCACUAUCGUUACGGGCUGAAGUUUGGGAAGAACGCUGUGAAGACGGAGCUGCAGUUUUCUGAUAUGUAUUGCCUCAUGGCAGCUCACGUCUACAUUGACUUGUGGACGGAGACUGGGGAUGAGAACAUGGUGUGGCAGUGUUUGGGCCUCCUGCAGGAGGGUCUGUCUCACAGUGCCUCCAACGCCCAGUUCAAGCUGCUGCUCCUGCUUCUCUACUGUCGCCUGGGAGCCUUUGAGCCUGUCGUGGACCUUUACUCCAGCUUGGACGCCAAGCAUGUGCAGCACGACACCAUAGGGUUUCUGUUAACGCGUUAUGCCGAGUCAUUGGGUCAGUUUGCGGCAGCCUCCCAGUCCUGUAACUUCUCUCUCAGGUUUUUCCACUCUAACCAGAAAGAUACCUCAGAGUAUAUUAUCCAGGCGUAUAAGUACGGUGCGUUUGAGAAAAUCCCAGAGUUCAUCGCUCUCAGGAACAGGUUGAAUCAAUCGCUGCACUUUGCCCAAGUCCGCACCGAGAGGAUGCUAUUGGACCUGUUCCUGGAGGCCGAUAUUGUGUUGAGUCUGGAGGAAAGUGUGAGGGCCAUGCCUUUGUCUGCAGAGGAUGAUGACAUCCCCUGGGAUAAUAUGAGGGACAACAGAGACCUUACUGUUUUUACCAGCUGGGAUCCUAAGGAGAGAGAGCUGACUGACGAGCAUCGGCUUCGGUCUCUAGAAGAAGAGUCUGUCUGGCUGAGGCUACGAUCUCUAACACUUCGCCUCCUCACCUUUUUGGCCGGCCUAGGACACACACCCUCGCAGCAAAACUCUAAGAUGUCCAACGAGAACGGAGUUGGAGACAAGACCUCUGUCUUAGGCAGCCUGCUCUCCCAGCUCAAUCAGACUCUGCAGACAGCCGCUCAGCUGGCAGAGAAACACAUCCAGUAUCCGUUCCUGGGACCUCCUGCCACCCGCCUGGCCCCCGCUCUAUCCAGCGGAAGCUGCCAGUGUCAGGCUGCGGCCCUCCAGCUGUCUGUCCACCUGCAGGAGUUGGAGACUGUUGGACUUGAUGAGUCGUCAGAGCUUCAGACUCAGAUCUGUAACAGUUUCAAAUCAUUAGUAGUACAGCUUCAAGAAAUACUAAAUAAAUGCAAAGGGGAUUUAUUGGAAAUGAAAGAGAGCAAAUUAAAAACACAGCCCUCCUUAUUAGAAAACCUCAUCUUCUUUGUUGAGACGGUGUGCAUAGUCUUGUGGAUGGCUAGUUACUGUGCCAAGAUCCUCCGACCACUCAAAACUGGUCUACAGAAGAAGAAGAAGAAGAAAAAGGAUUCUCAAACAGCUCUGCCAGUGGUGGUGUGUGGGUUCCAAGAGCUGACGGGGAGCUUACAGGACCUGCUUACCCAGGCUUUGGAGCAUAUAAAGGGGCAAGAGACUGGCAUGACAGCCCUAAAACUAGCCAGUUUAACCUUGGAAGGACCCACACAGGAGGAAGUGUCGUUUAUGCAGGCUGCUAUGGACAAGGUGCAGAGCAGCUACCUGCGCUCACUACAGGAAGUGGGAGAUCUGCUCAAGAAGAGAGCAGAAACUAUAAAGAGCCUCAAGAUCUGAACGCCAUCGCACACCCCCCGAUUAAGAAGACUAUACUCCCAGCGUCAGCCCCCUAUGUCCCACACCACUGUCAGCUCACCAGCUAACCUGCGAGUCCUACUUUUUACUCGCUGGUCCAACAAACCCAACCUGCACCCCUUCUGCCUCCCUGCACAUCUCUCACUCAGCGUUUGUGAGCUCGGUCUGGAUUUCUUUUUUCUUUCACUUCAACACACCUCUGGAACAUUUGCAACUCCUAUAGCACAUAGGCUUGUAUGUAAACCCAUGAAUUUAUACAGCAGUUAUACCUGAGAAUGAGGGAAACGACCCAUGCUCCUUUUUAAAAAUAGAUACAGCAAAUGAACAAGCAGUUUACAAUGAACUAAUCUAAUAAAUUAUUGUACAUAAUUAAGAGCAACUACCACAAUUCAUUAACUAAAGGACAAUAUAAGACACAAUAAACCACUAUUCUCUUUCAUCUUUGUUCCUCACUUUGUUCUUUUCUGAUGACGCCAAUCAAAGUCAAACAGUGUGAGAGACACACACACACACACACACACACACACACACACACACACACACACACAACUCUGAGGAGGAGAAUUCUGUCAAUGUGCUGCUUUUUCAGCUGGAUCUCUCUUUCUAGAGCAAACGGGCACAAUUUUGCAUUCAAACUGAUGCACUCUAUGGAAAUAUGAACUCCUUGCUACAUGCUGGAUUUAAGUUUCCCAUUCAAGAAUUACUUUUCUUUUUUUCUUUGUAUAUCUUGUCACUUUGGUGCUGAAAGUUUAACCACCUCUCUAGUUGCAGUAUUUUAAUGAGCAAUGUUGAGUUCAGUAACCAGCAGGGUAGUUUUUUCAUUGUUGUUUUUUUAACUGUCUGUUGCUGUGGUUUUGUUUCUUUUCUGGGUCGCUUGUGCAACAUUUCUAUGUGAAAUUAAGUUGUUCCCAAACAAAGAAGAAGAAAUCGGGCACGGCUCGAAUCAUCACAUCCUUUAGUGACUUGGACUGAUGAUAAAUAUUUAAAGGUAACAUAUUAUGCAAAAAAUCAUAGGACAGCCUGGCUCUCAACAACUGGUUCAGAUUUCUCUCCCAUUGUGAUGUCACAGUUGGACUCUUUUGGGGUAACCCUGCCUGCAAUCUGAGAAUCUCCACUUUUCUGGUGAAAGGGUGUGACAUUACCUACACAUUUUGAAAUCGGUUGCCCAAUCAUGACACACUGGGCCAGCUGGUAAAUCAGAGCAGACUGGGUUUUAUCAGGAGGAGGGGCUAAAAGAAAUCCAGGUGUUUUAGACGGAGGGUGAAAAGAGGAGCUGCAGGAACUGAACUUAAGAGUAUGUAAACCUUCUCAAGUCCUAACCCAAAUUAUAAGUAUGAAUCUGAAUAUUAUCAUAAUAUCUCACCUUUAAGAGACUGUGUGAUUGUCAAAAUAUGAAUGUUCACCAAAAACAGUUUUUCUUCUCACAUCAUCAAUGACUUAUUGUUUCCUCUGACUCUGAUGGCAUGGAGUCUUUCUAGCAGCAUGACCACAUGCAUCAGUAUGCAAUGACUUUAUUACAGUGAAAGUGUGUGCGCGUGCGUGCGUGCAUGCAUGCGUGUGUAAAAAUGACAAAUACAAAAAAAUCAUAAUAGUUGCCAGAUGCUACAGUGUAUAUUUUGGCAUGUAUAUUCUAGUUCAGUCUAUACCAGACCAUUGAGAGGAUUCUGUCUACUUUGACCCUGAUCUGAUUGUACAGUCAGUUACUUUCAGCCAACAUGCAGUUCUGUUGAUUUUUCUGUCCUGGCUCAUGGCUCUUUCCUUUUGUAAACAGUUCAAACUGAGAGAGGUGUGUUUCACAGAAAAAAACAUUGGACCUAAUUGUAAAUAAAAAGUUGAGGCAGCCUCUUCAAAGUACAGCGUGCAAAUACAUUAAUGUUUUAAAAGCAGCUGGAGUAGAUAACUAUGAGAUUUGUCCCAAGUCCAUGUCUUUGUCAUUCCCACCAACUCCUACCGCAAACUAGACUCAUAAACUGGACCGGUGUCAUCAAUUUCAUCAUUUUCUCCUGUUAUACAUAAUCCAGUAAGAGAAAAAAAUCAGACAUUGACAAAAUACAGACAGCAGUCCUGGUGACACUGCAGGUAGUGUGCAAUUGGGUUUUUGACCAUUAUAUUGAAAACAUGACAAUGUGGGAAAAUGGUGAAUCAUCCCUUUCUUGUUAAAUCUUGUAUAUGCAUACAACCACAUACACAUCUGUUAAAAAUAGCUUUUUCUUUUCUUUUUGAGAGUUGAGUCCUUAUGUCUGAAUGGGGGAAGAUGUUUGUGACCUGACUACAUGUGUUGUUGAGGCUCAGAGUAAUGGUUGACAAUCUGGAGUGUCAUCUCACCACCGUCUUUUGUUAGAAAAUGGAAAACAGAAACACUGGAAUGUCAAUGCUUUUUUAAAAUAAAAAAGGUAAAUGUGA